Molecule: messenger RNA, 2650 nt
Organism: Hibiscus syriacus
Lineage: Eukaryota; Viridiplantae; Streptophyta; Magnoliopsida; Malvales; Malvaceae
Product: probable beta-D-xylosidase 7
Exons: 6
Coding region: 97-2472 (791 amino acids)
Biological process (GO): arabinan catabolic process; xylan catabolic process
Cellular component (GO): plant-type cell wall
Molecular function (GO): alpha-L-arabinofuranosidase activity; xylan 1,4-beta-xylosidase activity
Source: RefSeq, a predicted model, not a curated record
UAAGACAAUGCAUGCACCAAAGCUCCCACAGAACACUUUCCUUAUCUUUUCACUCAUGCCCGUUCUGCUCAGUGCUCACACGAUUCAGUCACCGACAUGAAGCUCCGAACUCCGUCUCUACUUCAUCUCAUUCACGUCACUUCAUUGCUACUCAUCGCAUCCGAGUCGACUCAACCUCCCUUCUCCUGCGACUCAUCCGACCCACGAACCAAUUCCUACCCUUUCUGCAGAACCACACUCCCCAUCACCCAACGCGUUCAAGAUCUGGUUUCCAGGCUCACAUUAGAUGAAAAAAUAUCCCAACUCGUUAACUCAGCUCCGGCUAUUCCAAGACUCGGCAUUCCGGACUAUCAAUGGUGGUCCGAAGCUUUACAUGGAGUAGCCUAUUCUUUGAGGGUCACGCAAGGCAUUCGUUUCAACGGAACAAUUCGAUCAGCCACUAGUUUCCCUCAAGUCAUUCUCACCGCUGCAACCUUCGAUGCUCACCUCUGGUAUCGCAUUGGCCAGGCAAGUCCUUUAAAGUACUGCAUGUUCUAUGUUCGACUAAAGGCGGUUGGAAUAGAAGCCAGAGCAAUUUACAACGUUGGACAAGCAAAAGGGAUGACAUUUUGGGCACCAAAUAUCAAUAUAUAUAGGGACCCGAGGUGGGGGAGAGGGCAAGAAACACCUGGUGAGGAUCCUAUGGUUACUGGGAAAUAUGCAGUGUCAUUUGUGAGAGGAUUACAAGGGGAUUCUUUUGAAGGUGGGAAACUUGGUGAACAUCUUCAAGCUUCUGCUUGUUGUAAGCAUUUUACAGCUUAUGAUUUAGAUAACUGGAGAGGAAUGACAAGAUAUGUAUUCAAUGCAAAAGUUAGUUUACAGGAUUUAGCAGAUACAUAUCAGCCACCAUUCAAGAGUUGCAUUCAACAAGGGAAUGCCAGUGGGAUAAUGUGCGCUUACAAUCGUGUUAAUGGAGUCCCCAACUGUGCUGAUUAUGAUCUGUUGUCGAAAACAGCCCGAGGCCAGUGGGGUUUCAAUGGGUACAUCACCUCUGACUGUGAUGCUGUCUCCAUCAUUCAUGAAGAUCAAGGAUAUGCUAAACUGCCAGAGGAUGCUGUAGCAGAUGUUCUUAAAGCCGGAAUGGAUGUCAACUGUGGUACCUAUUUGAAGAAAUACACCAAAUCAGCUGUUGAAAAGAGAAAAUUGCCUGUAUCUGAAAUAGAUAGAGCCCUUCAUAACCUUUUCUCUGUCAGAAUGAGGCUCGGGUUUUUCAACGGUAAUCCAGUAAGACAGCCUUUCGGUAACAUACAUUCGGAUCAGGUUUGUUCUCACGAGCAUCGGAAUCUUGCCCUUGAAGCUGCUCGGAAUGGCAUUGUUCUUCUGAAAAACACUGACAAGCUCCUUCCACUUUCGAAAACCAAAACUACUUCCCUUUCAGUAAUAGGCCCUAAUGCUGAUUCUGCAAAAACUCUCAUUGGAAACUAUGCAGGCCCUCCUUGCAAACCCAUUACGCCAUUGCAAGGAUUGAAAAACUAUGUUAAAGACAUCAGGUAUCACCAAGGUUGUGAUGCAGUCAACUGUUCUUCUGCUUUCACUGCUCAAGCAGUGAAUAUGGCAAAGGGAACAGAUCAUGUGGUGUUAGUAAUGGGAUUGGAUCAAACCCAAGAGAGAGAAGAUCACGAUCGUGUUGACUUGGUUCUUCCACCAAAGCAACAAAACCUGAUAUCCACCAUUGCAAGAGUUGCUAAGAUUCCAGUCAUUUUGGUGCUUCUAUCAGGAGGUCCGAUUGACAUAUCGUUUGCCAAAAACGAUAAACGCAUCGGAGGCAUUCUAUGGGCCGGUUAUCCAGGUGAAGUCGGAGGUCGUGCACUUGCAGAAAUUAUAUUUGGUGAUCACAACCCUGGAGGGAGGUUACCAGUUACUUGGUAUCCGCAAAAUUACGUUAAAAUACCAAUGACAGACAUGAGAAUGCGUCCCGAACCAUCUUCCAGCUAUCCCGGUCGCACCUAUAGAUUCUACCAAGGACCCAAGGUUUUUGAAUUUGGUUAUGGUCUGAGCUACUCAAACUAUAUUUACCAGUUUCUCCCUAUGACACAAAACAAGGUCUAUUUAAACAAUCAGUCAAGUUCUCAGAUAGUUGAGAACUCAAAUCCUCUCAGAUACAUGCUAGUUUCAGAGAUGGGAACAGAAGUUUGUGACAAGAUGAAGUACCCUGUCACGCUUAGAGUUCAAAACGAUGGCAUCAUGGCGGGAAAGCAUCCCCUAUUGCUAUUUGUGAGGCCGGAAAAAGCAAGUAAUGGGAGGCCAGUGAAACAAUUAGUAGCAUUCCAGAGUGUUAAUCUGAAUGCAGGUGAAAGUGCCGAUAUUGAAUUUGAGUUGAGGCCAUGUGAGCAUCUUAGCUCAGCCAAUGAAGAUGGUUUGAUGGCAAUACAAGAAGGGUCUUAUUUGUUGAGCAUUGGAGACAGAGAAUCAGAGAUUCAAGUUGUUCUAUGAUACAGAUCAUAUCUACCGUAUCCAAUAAACAGAACUUUUAAAUCCAUCUUUACUUACAAGUUAUGAGUAGAAGUUUCGUUUUGUAUUGUCUUGGUAGAUUCAUCAGGUGAAAAGAACAGCAAUUACUCAAAAAAAUACUUCUCAGACAGAAACCAUAACAUUCAAAGGAAUAAGCUAU